Molecule: messenger RNA, 528 nt
Organism: Triticum urartu
Lineage: Eukaryota; Viridiplantae; Streptophyta; Magnoliopsida; Poales; Poaceae
Source: RefSeq, a predicted model, not a curated record
GACGUGCCUGGCCGCCACCGCGCCCGUCUGCUCCGAGCUCAACCAGACGUACGCCGCGCCGCAGGACUUCUUCGCCGCCUGGCUCACCCCGAUGCAGUCCGGCUGCUGCAAGCCGCCGACGAGGUGCGGCUACACCUUCGUCAGCGCGACCAACUGGAUCAGCCCGAUCGACGGCGCCGCCGACCCCGACUGCGCCGCCUGGAGCAACGACCAGGACCGGCUCUGCUACUCCUGCGACUCAUGCAAGGCCGGGCUGCUGCAGAACCUCCGCCGGGAGUGGCGCCGCGCGGACGUCGUCCUCGCCGUGACCAUCGUCGCCCUCCUUGCGGUCUACGCCAUGGGCUGCUACGCGUUCCGCACCGCCAGGACGGACGAGCUCUUCCGCCGCUACCGGCAGGGCUACACGUAAUUUAAUUUAUUUCUGGAUCCAGCGUGUCACAUUUCCUGAAAAUUUACAUACAUUUGUAAGAUGCAUGUAUGAGACUAUGAGUUUGUCAACCAGAUUUUCAGAAAUCGUCCUUUAAUUCA